AAGUUCGAAGGCUAUAAUAUAUUCUUUUCUUUACUUGCUCAUGACUCAGUGACAAGCAUGCUAGUUCUCUUUUUAUACUGCCCAAAGACACACGGUUUUUUCUUGGGUCUGACACAAAUUUCAGAUAAAUGGAUUUCUGGCAUGGAAAGAUUGAGAUGGAGAUUCUGAUCUAGAGAUAACAUGAGACAAUAGACACCCAAUUGAGGGCUGGGAUUUAAAGUUAGUUUUAGCAUCUGGGGUGUGUUUGGUUCUCGGGAAUUCCAAUUCCAAUUCCAAACAGAAAAUGAAAAGAAGAAGAGUGGCUGCAUUCUGUGUGUUCUUCACAUUUUUCUGGUUCUGGACUCCUGCAAAUGGUUUGCUCUCCCCCAAAGGUGUAAACUUUGAAGUGCAAGCUUUGAUGGGUAUAAAAGAAUCUUUAGAAGAUCCUCGUGGUGUUCUUGAUAAUUGGGAUGGUGACUCUGUUGAUCCAUGUUGCUGGUCUAUGGUCACUUGUUCUCUUGAGAAUCUGGUUAUAGGCUUUGGAGCUCCUAGUCAAAAUCUAUCUGGUACUCUUUCUCCAAGCAUAGGCAACUUAACAAAUCUCCAGAUUGUGCUCUUACAGAACAAUAACAUAAAAGGACCAAUCCCAAGAGAGAUUGGAAAGCUUUCAAAGCUUCACACACUUGAUCUUUCUAAUAACUAUUUCACUGGUGAAAUUUCCUCUUUUCUAGGUCACCUGAAUAGCCUUCAGUACAUGAGGCUUAACAAUAACAGUCUCUUCGGAGCGAUUCCAAUGUCGUUGGCCAGCAUGACUCAGCUUGAGUUUCUGGACUUGUCUUUCAAUAAUUUGAGUGGUCCUAUACCUAGAUUUCCAUCUAAAACAAUCAACAUUGUUGGAAACCCUCUAAUCUGCGCGGGGUCUGAGCAAGAUUGCUAUGGAUCGACAUUGAUGCCGAUGUCCAUGAACUUGAAUAGUUCACAGACUUUGCCUUCUGGGAGAACAAAAAGUCACAAACUUGCUCUUGCAAUUGGGACAAGCGUUGGGUGCGUCUGCUUGUUUAUCCUUGGAAUCGCGCUGAUAUUAUGGAGGCGCCAAAGGCACAAGCAGCAGAUAUUCUUCGAUGUUAAUGAUCGGCAUCAUGAGGAGGUUUCCCUAGGAAACUUGACAAGGUUCCAAUUUAGGGAACUUCAGGUUGCAACAGACAAUUUCAGCAGCAAGAACAUACUAGGAAAAGGUGGCUUUGGAAAUGUCUACAAGGGUUAUCUCCGAGAUGGAACUGCUGUGGCCGUAAAAAGGCUCAAAGAUGGCAGUGCCAUGGGAGGGGAGAGGCAAUUCCAGACAGAAGUAGAGAUGAUCAGCCUAGCAGUGCAUCGCAACCUCCUCAGGCUAUAUGGUUUCUGUAUGACUGCCACAGAAAGGCUUCUAGUUUACCCACACAUGUCCAAUGGCAGCGUUGCUUCUCGUCUCAAAGCAAAACCAGUGCUGGAUUGGGGCACUAGGAAGAGAAUUGCCUUGGGAGCUGCAAGGGGGUUAUUGUACCUCCAUGAGCAGUGUGAUCCAAAGAUAAUUCACAGGGAUGUGAAGGCUGCGAAUAUAUUGCUCGAUGACUAUUGUGAGGCAGUGGUGGGAGAUUUUGGUUUGGCAAAGCUUUUGGAUCACCAGGAUUCACAUGUGACAACUGCUGUGAGGGGCACUGUAGGGCAUAUAGCCCCUGAGUAUCUCUCCACCGGACAAUCUUCUGAGAAAACAGAUGUGUUCGGAUUUGGGAUCCUUCUCCUUGAAUUGAUGACAGGGCAGAGAGCCCUAGAAUUUGGCAAGGCAUCUAAUCAGAAAGGAGCAAUGCUCGACUGGGUAAAGAAAGUUCAUCAAGAGAAGAAGCUUGAUUUGCUCGUCGACAAGGACUUGAAGAACAACUAUGAUCGAAAUGAACACGAAGAAAUGGUCCGAGUGGCUCUAUUGUGCACCCAAUAUCUUCCCGGCCACAGACCUAAGAUGUCGGAAGUGGUUCGAAUGCUCGAAGGGGAUGGACUUGCAGAGAGAUGGGAAGCAUCUCAAAGAGUUGACACAUCCAAGUAUAAGCCGCACGAGCUAUCUUCAUCAGAGAGAUACUCUGAUCUCACUGAUGACUCUUCAUUACUUGUACAAGCCAUAGAGCUCUCUGGUCCAAGGUAAAGUAAACUAGUUACAUUCUUUCUGUGACUUAAUAUAAAGAUUAGAAUUUCAAAAGGAGAAUACAAUAGUUCAAGUUGUUGUGUUGUAUAAUAGUAGUAGUAUAUCAGAGCUCCAAAGGGCUUUGAUGUUAUUUCUUUAGUGUACAAAAAUUUAUUUGAGGAAUUACAUGAGUUUAGAUUGAGAGUUU
This is a messenger RNA of Cornus florida, 2339 nucleotides long. RefSeq names its product protein NSP-INTERACTING KINASE 1-like. Gene Ontology annotation, molecular function: protein binding; ATP binding; protein kinase activity. NCBI's taxonomy places the organism in Eukaryota, Viridiplantae, Streptophyta, Magnoliopsida, Cornales, Cornaceae. Gene Ontology annotation, biological process: protein phosphorylation. The transcript has 11 exons. The record is from RefSeq and is a predicted model, not a curated record. Bases 284 to 2152 code for a protein of 622 amino acids.